UUAGAAGAAAACCGGAAAGAUGCCUUCCAAACCCUAUCCCUCUUACCCCGGGUUUAAAACCGUCCAUCUUCUCCACUGACCAGGUGACCUUUGGGCUCUGGGCCGAAUUAGAGAAGAGCUUGGUCCUCCGAGGGAUGAUGCCUGAGCUGGACAGACGGAGUACCGCUAGAGAAGGGGCCGGUCCAAGAAUCUUAUCUAGACUUUCUUUGCCUGCUCGUGCCCGGGAACCAGCAAUGAAGCAGAGUUUUGCCUCUGACAAUGUUGGCUACGAAGGCAGUCUGGACAGCGUGUCCCCUCCUUCUCAGAUGGCCACUGGCACAAUCAGCAUUCUGGGCAUGACUUGCCAGUCAUGUGUCAAGUCUAUCGAGGGCAAGAUUUCCAGUUUGAACGGCAUCGCGAGCAUCCAGGUCUCCCUGCAGCAGGGCAACGCGACUGUGACGUAUGUACCAUCAGUCAUGAGCCUGCAGCAGGUCUGCUGCCACAUUGGGGACAUGGGCUUCAAGGCUAGCAUCGCCGAAGGAAAGGCUGCCUCUUGGCCCUGCAGGUUGUCGCCUACCGGGGAGGCUGUGGUCAAGCUUCGGGUGGAAGGCAUGACCUGCCAAUCCUGUGUCACUUCCAUAGAGAGCAAGAUAGGGAAACUGCAGGGUGUGGUGCGAGUCAGAGUCUCACUGGGCAACCAGGAAGCGGUCAUCACCUAUCAGCCUUAUCUUAUUCAACCCGAAGACCUCAGGGACCAUGUCAAUGACAUGGGAUUUGAAGCUACCAUCAAGAACAAAGUGGCUCCCCUAAGCCUGGGGCCAAUUGAUAUUGGACGAUUACAAAGCACUAACCCAAAGAGACCUUCACCUCCUGCUCACCGGAGUCUCAAUAGUUCUGAGACCCUGAGGGACCAAGAAAGCCAUGGGGUUACCCUGCAACUGAGAGUAGAUGGAAUGCACUGUAAGUCUUGUGUCUUCAGUAUUGAAGAAGACAUAGGCCAGCUCCCAGGGGUUCAAAGUAUACAAGUGUCCUUGGAGAACAGAACUGCCCAAGUACAGUUUGAGCCUUCUCGUAUCUCCCCAGUGUCCCUGCAGAAGGCCAUUGAGGCUCUUCCACCUGGGAACUUUAAAGUUUGUCUUCCUGAUGAUUCAGAAUGGAGUGGGACCCAGUGCCUGCCAGGUGUCAGGCCUUCCGAACUCUAUUCCUCUGGCUCCUCCCAGAGAAACCAGGGGCUUGGAGCACCCACUUCUGUGGUACUCACCAUUGCUGGCAUGACGUGCACUUCCUGUGUCCAGUCCAUCGAAGGCAUCAUCUCCCAGAGGGAAGGGGUUCAGCAGAUAUCAGUGUCUCUGACUGAAGGGACUGGAACCAUUCUCUUUAACUCUGCUGUCACUAACCCAGAAGAACUCAGAGCUGCUGUAGAGGACAUGGGCUUUGAGGCUUCCAUCAUCUCUGAAAACUGUUCUGGCAACCAUUUUGGAAGCCACAGUGCCAGGAAUUCCAUGGCGCAAACUACAGGUGGUGCACCUCUGUCUAUACAGGAAACAGCUCCCCAUGCCAGGGUGCUCCCUCGAAGACACCACCCUGGCCACUCGUCAGAGUCACCGCAGUCAUCGCAAACAGUGGCGCCACAGAAGUGCUGCUUACAGAUCACAGGCAUGACCUGUGCGUCCUGCGUGUCUAACAUAGAGAGGAAUCUGCAAAAAGAAGCUGGUGUUCUCUCCGUGCUGGUAUCCUUGAUGGCUGGAAAGGCAGAGGUCAAAUAUAAUCCGGAAAUCAUCCAGCCACUUGAAAUAGCUCAGCUCAUCAAGAAGUUGGGCUAUGAGGCAGCAGUAAUGGAAGACUACACAGGCUCAGAUGGCAACAUCGAGCUUACUAUCAGAGGGAUGACGUGUGCUUCCUGUGUUCAUAACAUAGAGUCCAAGCUCAUGAGGACAAACGGCAUCACCUAUGCCUCGGUGGCCCUGGCCACUAGCAAAGCCUACAUUAAGUUUGAUCCUGAAAUUAUUGGUCCACGGGAUAUUAUAAAAAUUAUUGAGGAAAUUGGCUUUCAUGCUUCCUUGGCCCAGAGGGACCCCAACGCUCAUCACUUGGACCACAAGCUGGAAAUAAAGCAGUGGAAGAAGUCUUUCCUGUGCAGCCUGGUGUUUGGCAUUCCUGUUAUGGGUUUAAUGAUCUAUAUGCUAAUACCCAGCCACGAGCCUCAUGAGUCUAUGGUCCUGGACCACAACAUCCUCCCGGGACUGUCCAUUCUAAACCUCAUCUUCUUCAUCCUGUGUACCUUUGUCCAGUUCCUCGGUGGGUGGUAUUUCUACGUCCAGGCCUACAAGUCUCUGAAACACAGGACGGCCAACAUGGACGUGCUCAUCGUGCUGGCCACAAGCAUCGCCUAUGUCUAUUCUCUGGUGAUCCUGGUGGUAGCCAUCGCCGAGAGGGCCGAGAGGAGCCCCGUGACGUUCUUUGACACGCCCCCCAUGCUGUUUGUGUUCAUUGCCCUUGGGCGAUGGCUGGAACACGUGGCAAAGAGCAAGACCUCAGAAGCCCUUGCCAAACUCAUGUCUCUCCAAGCCACAGAAGCCACUGUUGUGACCCUUGGUGAGGACAACAUAAUCAUCAGAGAGGAGCAGGUACCCACGGAGCUGGUGCAGCGGGGUGACAUCAUCAAGGUUGUCCCUGGGGGAAAGUUCCCAGUGGAUGGGAAAGUCCUGGAAGGCAGUACUAUGGCUGACGAGUCCCUCAUUACAGGAGAAGCCAUGCCAGUCACUAAAAAGCCAGGAAGCACAGUGAUUGCUGGGUCUAUAAAUGCACAUGGCUCUGUGCUCAUUAAUGCCACCCAUGUGGGCAACGACACCACUUUGGCUCAGAUUGUGAAACUGGUGGAAGAGGCUCAGAUGUCAAAGGCACCCAUUCAGCAACUGGCUGACCGAUUUAGUGGAUAUUUUGUCCCAUUUAUCAUCAUCAUUUCAACUUUGACGUUGGUGGUAUGGAUUAUAAUCGGUUUUAUCAAUUUUGGUGUUGUUCAGAAACAUUUUCCUAUCCUCCCCAAGCACAUCUCCCAGGCUGAGGUGGUCCUCCGGUUUGCCUUCCAGACAUCCAUCACGGUGCUGUGCAUCGCCUGCCCCUGCUCCCUGGGCCUGGCUACGCCCACAGCGGUCAUGGUGGGCACUGGGGUGGCUGCGCAGAAUGGCAUCCUCAUCAAGGGAGGCAAGCCUCUGGAGAUGGCGCACAAGAUAAAGACUGUGAUGUUUGACAAAACAGGCACCAUUACCCAUGGGGUCCCCAAGGUCACACGGUUCCUCCUGCUCGUGGACGUGGCUGUGCUGCCUCUCAGGAAGGUGCUUGCUGUGGUGGGGACCGCAGAGGCCAGCAGCGAGCACCCCUUGGGCGUGGCCAUCACCAAGUACUGUAAAGAGGAACUUGGAACGGAAACCUUGGGGUACUGCACAGACUUCCAGGUGGUCCCGGGCUGUGGAAUCAGCUGUAAGGUCAGCAUCAUGGAUAGCAUCCUGACCCUGAGCAUGCAGGCUGGUCACCAGAACAGCGUUGGCAGCACGCCUGCUGAGAAAGACACAGCCCCUGAGACCUUUUCUGUGCUGAUUGGAAACCGUGAGUGGAUGAGGCGCAAUGGCUUAACCAUCUCCGGCGACAUCAGUGACAUGAUGACAGACCACGAAAUGGAAGGACAGACGGCUGUCUUGGUGGCUAUUGAUGGUGUCCUCUGUGGGAUGAUUGCCAUUGCGGAUGCAGUCAAGCAGGAGGCAGCGCUGGCUGUGCACACGCUGAAGAGCAUGGGUGUGGAUGUGGUUCUGAUCACUGGGGAUAACCGGAAGACGGCCCGAGCCAUUGCCACCCAGGUUGGCAUCAACAAAGUCUUUGCCGAGGUGCUGCCUUCCCACAAGGUGGCCAGGAUCCAGGAGCUCCAGAAGGAAGGGAAGAAAGUUGCCAUGGUGGGAGAUGGGGUCAACGACUCGCCGGCCUUGGCCCAGGCAGACGUGGGCAUUGCUAUUGGGACAGGCACGGACGUGGCCAUCGAGGCAGCCGACGUCGUCCUCAUCAGAAAUGACCUGCUCGAUGUGGUGGCCAGCAUUCACCUUUCCAAGAGGACUGUCUGGAGAAUACGAAUCAAUCUGGUCCUGGCGUUGAUUUAUAACCUGGUUGGGAUACCCAUUGCAGCAGGUGUCUUCAUGCCCGUCGGCAUUGUGCUGCAGCCGUGGAUGGGAUCAGCGGCCAUGGCGGCCUCCUCAGUGUCUGUGGUGCUCUCGUCCCUGCACCUCAAGUGCUAUAAGAAGCCAGACCUGGAGCGGUAUGAGGCGCAGGCCCAGGGCCGCGUGAGGCCCCUGACCCUGUCCCAGGUCAGUGUGCACAUCGGCAUGGACGACCGCCGGCGGGACUCUCCCCGGGCCACGCCGUGGGACCAGGUCAGCUACGUCAGCCAGGUGUCGCUGUCCUCGCUGACCUCAGACAGGCUAUCCCGGCACAGUGCUGCAGCUGACGAUGGUGGGGACAAGUGGUCUCUGCUCUUGAGUGACAGGGACGAGGAGCAGUACAUUUGAAAGCUCCAGGCGGUGCGGAUACACAGCAGGGCAGGGCCAUGCCUCCCAGGAGCAGCAGCCCUCCCUGACACGGGGCUCCUGGGGACUCUCAUCCAUUCACUUCUGCCAGCCUAA
Trichechus manatus latirostris (Florida manatee) is the source of this 4646-nucleotide messenger RNA. RefSeq names its product ATPase copper transporting beta (gene ATP7B). The transcript is spliced from 21 exons. Gene Ontology annotation, cellular component: trans-Golgi network; plasma membrane. Lineage: Eukaryota; Metazoa; Chordata; Mammalia; Sirenia; Trichechidae. Gene Ontology annotation, molecular function: P-type divalent copper transporter activity; ATP hydrolysis activity; ATP binding. The record is from RefSeq and is a predicted model, not a curated record. Bases 135 to 4532 code for a protein of 1465 amino acids. Gene Ontology annotation, biological process: copper ion import; copper ion homeostasis.